Molecule: messenger RNA, 2151 nt
Organism: Gregarina niphandrodes
Lineage: Eukaryota; Apicomplexa; Conoidasida; Eugregarinorida; Gregarinidae
Exons: 1
Coding region: 1-2151 (716 amino acids)
Molecular function (GO): protein binding
Source: RefSeq, a predicted model, not a curated record
AUGUUGGAGCCAACAAAUAGUCCAACGCAUUGUGAGAGCCCUCCGAUAUCUGGCCGCAGUAUAAAUAACCUUUUGUGUGAGGAGUUACGUUGCCCUAUCUGUUUGACGGCUUACAAGUUGCCGACUACAUUAUGUUGCGGACAUACCUUUUGUCGAUAUUGUGUGGGGAGUUCGGAGCUGUGUCCUUUGUGUCGGCUGCCGGUGGGCAAAGUCCCUCUGUCAGUGAACAUGGUGUUGUACAAUUUAAUGAAGGCUGCGCGGUUGCGCAGCGUUUCGUUGCGGGCUGAGGAAGGCGCGCGGAGGAAAGCGGAGUUUCCGGUGGAGGAAUAUUGGGACGCGCGGGUGGCUAAGGAGUUUGCGCCGUUGCCGGGCUUCGCGCGUUUACUGAUGACGGAUAUUCUGGGGUACCAGAACGAAGUGUUUGCGCGGGACCUGACAGCGUGUUUGGCGUCACUAUGCUCCCGCCAGAACCUCUUUCGCCCUAUUCCGUAUGUCAUUGACCGCCAGGCCGCGCGUUUCCUGCUCCGCUCCAUGGACAUUACCUCACUCGCCGACGGCGAACAACUCCAGAACUGGACGGAAAGCAUGGUGGAUGCCAAUAUGCACCUCAUCACCCGCAGCCGUCUCCUCCGACCCUGCUCUGCCGCCCGACCCGGUACCAGGCCCGGCACACGACCCGGCUCCGGCAUCACUCUUGACGACGAAUGCAUUGGCCACCUUCAGGUCCUCGGCGACAAACUACACAAGAUCACUCCCGCCCUCCUCCCCCUCGACCACUUUCCACUUUGUGGCGGCCGCCACACUACCAAUGACAUCGUUAUCCUCCAGUCCUCCGUCUCCGCCUACCACUUCCUCAUUCGCGAAGGCACCUACGACGAGUUACCCAGCCCCGAACCAGGCCGCGUUCCGGACCACCGUGUCGGAGACCACCGAGUUGGAGACCACCGAGUUGGAGACCACCGAGUUGGAGACCACCGAGUCGGAGACCACCGAGUUGGAGACCACCGUGCCCAGGAGCAAGACCUUGCGCCGGGAAAUGUUACGCCGGACAAUAUUACACCGGGCAGUGAGACAAGGGUCGGUGUUGCGGCGGAGGCGAGUAGUCGUUCGCCUGUGAGUAUGCGUCACGUCUCGUCGCCUAACCCGUGGCGUUUUUCUGCUGCUGCUUCGGAGCUCUCAGCGGUCGGCCACAAGGCGGACAAGGUGCUCAUUCUGCAAGACGUUGGUAGCAGUGUUGGGACCAUGCUUCGGCUGGACUCACACACGCCUCUCGAGGAUGGCUGGGUGCUACACCUCGGCGACCGACUGGAGUGUCGUGUCCAGUUAGGAUCGCCGCUCCGCCACCUCGCUUGGGACCCGGAACAGCAACACGUGGUUCAGCUGGCCAACAACGGGGCGCCGGACACGGGAGAAACUUGCGCAGCCACGCCAGUUUCCCGUGCGACUUCCACUCCAAAGGCCUCGAACCCUAGUGUCCAAAUCCCAAACCCCCCGGUUCAGAUCCCGCCGUCGUCAGUACAACCCCCCUCGUCGGUCCUGCAGCAUGCGGCUUCAAUGCUACAGCUACCGGUUUCCUGCACGCCAUGCAGCCGAAACGCGUCGCCGACGGCCAGGCUGAACGCCUUUGGGCCUAACGCCUUCGGCUUCGGGCCCGGUCCCAGCGGGCCCGGUCGUGGGUCGACUGGACUGUGUCCCACUACACUAAACCCGAUACCGAUGUUGACCCUGACGUUGUUGCGACCGCCGGAAGAGUUGGACGGGACCAGCGGGCAGGCGGAACGGUCGUGGGUGAUACCCCCAGCGGGCGUGGUAUUGGGUCGAGCAGACCAUCAUGCAGCGGCGCAUUCGGCAGUGCCAAAAAUCGCCAUGACCGCUGCGAACAACUGCGUGUCCCGAGACCACUGCAUGCUCUCCUUCGGCGGCAGUCCGCCCUGUUGGCGCUUCACCGAAAUCUCGCCUCUAGGAACUUUCCGCCGUCUCCGUCCCUUCGCUGAUAAGGUCGCCCUCGACGGACCCGUGUCCCUCAAAGUUGGCCAAUGCAGACUCGAAUACCUACUCGAAACUCUCCCGCCUGUUACCAGAGCCCGCAGUGUUUCCGCAAGACGACCCUCCAUGCCCAGGCGCUAUGACCAUCACACACUCAGCCGAUGA